CAGAGAAGAGAUGGAGGAGUUUAUUCACUCUGCUCUGUCACGUCUGGAGGAGGAGCGAGAUGAGAUGAGCCUCCGCUUCGAGGAGGAGAGGAGACUUCAUCACGCCGCACGCCAGCAGAUGACAGCCACGAGCCACGAGCACCAUCCUCAUCCUCAUCCUCAUCCUCACAGCACAGGAGGCUCCGACGGGGUCCCGGUGGAGGUGCACGAGGCUCUGCGGGGGGCCAUGGAGAAACUCCAGGAGCGUUUCACGGCACUCAUGCAGGAGAAGGUGGAUCUGAGGGAGCGGGUGGAGGAGCUGGAGCACCGCUGCAUUCAGCUGUCAGGAGAAACAGACACCAUCGGGGAAUACAUCGCGCUGUAUCAGAACCAGAGAGCCAUCAUGAAACAAAGACACUUUGAGAAGGAGCAGUACAUCAACACGCUGGCCAAAGACAAGGAGGAGAUGAAGGCAAAGCUAGCGGAGCUGCAGGAUCUGGUCAUGCGUCUGGUGGGCGAGCGGAACGAAUGGUACAGCAGAUACAUGAGUGCUGUCGGUAACCCCGGCCUCCCGUCCUCCGGAGGAGAACACCUCCAUCCUGCUGACAGACACACGGACAGUCCUGCCGUUCUGGACCUGAGCACAGCGGAGGACGCGUCGUCUCAGUCCAGCACAGACCCACACACUCCCUCCCAGAGUUCAGAGAGGCCUGGAUCCGCUCCGGACGGCCCGUCCCUGAGACCCACCGAGGACGGCACGGCCCGCCAGAUCAUGCAGCUCCUGCAGGAGAUCCAGAAUCCUCAGGCCAGACCCGCUCCCUUCCUGGGAGAGAACCCCUGCAUCCCGUUCUUCUACCGGCCCGACGAACACGACGAGGUCAAGAUCCUGGUGAUCUGAAAACGUCCAUCUCUCCGGCUCUGUUUGACGAUUCACACACACACACGUAUUAAAUGGGUUUUCCCUCUUAGUUUCUCUGCUUUCUACAGUAAAUAAGAGAAAUCUGAUGCUUUCUGGAGCUCUCUGGCUCUGUUUGGUUUGUGUGUAAACCAGUUAAUCCAUAAGAUUGUCAGUUUUUGCUGCUCUGUGUCUUCUCCCUGACCCAUUUACCCUCUUUCACUUCAUCAAAUAAGUGCAAUAGACAGGUGACAGAUCAGAGAUUCAUAUCAGUAUGAUUCAGAUCCGUGCUGGGUGGGAUAGUGAACUCGCUACAUAAAGAACUCGCACACUAACGAGGGAACAGCGAUGAGUAAUAUUGACAUGAUAAAGCAGGUCUGGACUAAGAUGAUGAAGUGUUUUCUGAGAGAACCCGAUUAUGAAGCGAUUGUUUGUUUGAAAAGCAUGUAGGGCAGAGUUUUGAGAAGGCAGAAACUGAAUCCGAACUAAAACAUAAAUUCAUGAAUCAUUCAGUCCGAACAUGUUCUUCAUGCUUCACGUUGUAGAAACGAGCCGAGAGUGUUCAGUGGACACCGGAAGCUUAAAAACAUGAACCGUUUUUGUUUUUCCAAUUGGGAUUUAUUUAAAGAUGUAUUGAUAAUUUCUUCCCUAGAAACAGGCGAGGCACCUUGUGUUUUUUCCAGACCGAGUGAUGUCGAAGCUUUCGAGGUGUUAGCCAUCGUUUGUGGCUAACUGUAUGACGCUAGCGACCACCAGCCGAGAGUUUCGAGUGUCGUUCGUAUGUAGAGUGAAUGAUAGAGCGUUUAUGAGAGCUGUACAUAUAAUAUAUAUAUAUAUUAGAGAAAACGAUUUGUAAUAAUUCCUCUUACAUGAGCAAAGCUUGAACGGUGAGUUCAUCCAUAAUAAUGCUUUCAACAGCGUCACAGGGGUUUGCAAUCACUUUCUGUGAAGAUAAAGCUCUUCUUCAUGUCUUGUAUGUUUAUGUGAAUAAUUGUAACCGCUGCUACAGGUUUAAAGAGCGUAGUGCAUUGCAUAAAGUUGUUUUAGAUGUAUUAUGCUCUUUAGAAUUGUAUGCAUCGUUAUUUACAAAAACAUUCAGGCAGUUCUGAGUAGAAUGCAUCGUGCAUGGCUCUCUAAUGCAUUAUAUUUACACACAAGCUUCAUAGAAAGUGUCGCUUCAUGUAUUUACAGCUGAACUCAUGUAUGUGGGUAUAACUGGAAGCGUGUCGAUUGAGUUUACAUACAUGUACUCCGAAGCACUUUUGUGAGCGUCGAGCUUCUGCAUCAUUUCUAUCUACAUUCUCCAUGUAUGAAUAUAUUUCCAGUGAUUAUUUUUGGGCGUGGGCUUUAAUCAGAUGUUUUGCAGAAGCUGCAUCGCGAGCUUGUUCAUGUAACAGACGUGUAAAUAGUGUAACUGUGUAUCAUACUGUACAUUGACUGGGGAAGGAUUGUGUUUGUCUGCUGAAGACUCCGAUGAAUCUGGAGCGAAGAGAGGACGGGAUGUGUGUGUGCUUUCAUACUACGGCUGAACUAAAGGAGAAUUCUAUUUAUUUGGGAUAAUUACACACUAAUCUGUUUUAAUUUAGACUGAUGGAACACAAUGAAGGAAUAAUCAGUAGCUCGAGUGAUGAUUUGCCUCCUAAAUAAACCUGAUUGAGCAAAAUGAA
Molecule: messenger RNA, 2541 nt
Organism: Cyprinus carpio (common carp)
Lineage: Eukaryota; Metazoa; Chordata; Actinopteri; Cypriniformes; Cyprinidae
Product: golgin subfamily A member 2-like
Exons: 6
Coding region: 11-877 (288 amino acids)
Biological process (GO): Golgi organization
Cellular component (GO): Golgi cisterna membrane; Golgi apparatus; cis-Golgi network
Source: RefSeq, a predicted model, not a curated record